AUGAAACUUGAGAUACAAAUGUAUCUUCCCUGGAGAGACUUCAUCACGCUUGCAGAGGUAACGGCUCCUUUGCGAAAUGCUGGCUUCGAACUGUCGGUCACUUUUGACGAGGAGCAGUGGGCGGAGAUACCUUCGCAGUAUCGAGACUUCCACAAGGCUCUGACCAUCAAGGCUAUCACUGGUGCUGAGCUGGACGCCGCCAAUCUUCGUUUCCAGCAAGACAUGCCACAGUUUAUUGCGGAUGACUUGACUGCUCACGGUACCCGUGGAUUUCGUCCCAACAAAAGGCGAUGGCAUUCUUCCCUUGCCUAA
Molecule: messenger RNA, 312 nt
Organism: Fusarium odoratissimum NRRL 54006
Lineage: Eukaryota; Fungi; Ascomycota; Sordariomycetes; Hypocreales; Nectriaceae
Exons: 1
Coding region: 1-312 (103 amino acids)
Source: RefSeq, a predicted model, not a curated record